Oncorhynchus tshawytscha (Chinook salmon) is the source of this 4166-nucleotide messenger RNA. RefSeq names its product occludin. NCBI's taxonomy places the organism in Eukaryota, Metazoa, Chordata, Actinopteri, Salmoniformes, Salmonidae. The transcript has 8 exons. Gene Ontology annotation, biological process: snRNA transcription by RNA polymerase II; positive regulation of transcription elongation by RNA polymerase II; bicellular tight junction assembly. Bases 287 to 1927 code for a protein of 546 amino acids. Gene Ontology annotation, molecular function: cis-regulatory region sequence-specific DNA binding. Gene Ontology annotation, cellular component: transcription elongation factor complex; membrane; bicellular tight junction. The record is from RefSeq and is a predicted model, not a curated record.
GUUGGGCAGUCAACCAAGGUCCUUGGAAAGCACAACAAAGCACUUGUUCACAGACACAGAACCGUCUCUGCGCGUGGGACGGGACGAAAGAGAGAGCCACCACAACUAAAGCAGGUCACUAAUAAACAGGUUCAUUUCGUUGCUGAGUUUAUUUCAACCUUUCUGGUCUACAUCUUGACGGAUAAAAAGUAAACUCGCAAAACGACGGCGUUUUCGGUACAGCGUUAAGCGCCAACAACCGUCAGUUUUUUUUAUUUUACUUUCAGGUCCCUACCAUCUUUGAGAGAUGUUUGAGAAGCAGCGUUACGACAGCCCUCCCGUCUACAGUCCUCCAUACACCCCGGAAUCCAAUGGCUACGGCCCCCCACAAAGCUACCACCCGCCCAGGAGUGAGUUUGACCCAUACCCACCCCCACCGGGCUCCUACUACAUGGAAGAGAAGCCCCAACACUUCUACAAGUGGAUCUCUCCUCCUGGCAUCGUCAAGGCCAUGUUUGGCACAAUCAUAGUGCUCUGUGUGGGGAUCUUUGCCUGUGUGGCCUCCACCCUUGUCUGGGACAUGCAGUACGGGAUGGGGGGGAUGGGCUCCUACGGCGGAGGGAUGGGCUACGGUGGCGGUUAUGGGGGAAUGGGAGGCGGCUAUGGCUCCAGUUAUGGCUCAGGCUAUGGAGGAGGCUAUGGAGGAGGCUAUGGUAACUAUGGUAGCUCCUACCCGACACCUUACUCGGCCAAAACAACCAUGAUAGCUAUGGCGGCCAUCAACUUCUUUGUGGCGCUGGGAUUCUUCGUGGCCAGUUUCUCUAAAUCGACCACGUUCAGGAGCAGGAAGUUCUUCCUGGUGGUUCUGGUGGUCAGUGUCAUCAUGGCUGUCAUCCAGGGUAUCAUCACCAUUGUGUACGUCGUAGGGGUGAACCCUAUGGCACAGAGCUCUCAGAACAUGAUGUACAACCCUAUGCUGAUGAUGUGCCAGAACCUGUACGGAAGCAGCUAUUCUAAUAUGGGUGGAGUGGGGGGUUUCGGCAUGUAUAACCAGUACCUCUAUCACUACUGCUACGUGGACCCACAAGAGGGUGUAGCCAUGGUGUGUGGCUUCCUGGUUACCGCUGCCUUGGUCGUGGCUGCUUUCUUCUCCCACAAAACCAGAGGCAAGAUCUGGCGCUACGGCAAGCCAAACAUCUACUGGGAACAGCCCCCUGAGACUGGAGGGCUAGUUUCUGAAGGCAGAGAUGUGAAGGACUGGGUGAACAAUGUAGAGGACGGACAAAGUACUCAGGGUGCACCUACCGUGGUGCUGUCAGAGAAGUCCGCCCCCCUCAACGCCUCAGCCAAUAGCAUCAUCUCCUACCCGACCAAGGCUGACAGCAGGGUGUACACUGGAGAUGCCUACAAUGAUGACGUGUAUUCAGAGCAUCUGGCUAUUCUUCCCUCGGAUCAGCCCUCCCAGGGGGCCAGUUCCAGCCCCUCUGAGGAGGCAGGGGGGGUCAGGAAGCCCUCUGCUAACAGGGGGAAGAGGCGCCGGCGCAACCCUGAGCUGGAUGAAUCACAGUACGAAACAGAGUACACCACUGGAGGAGAGACUGGCAACGAACUGGACCCAGAGGAGUGGGAGAGCGUCUACCCAGAGAUAACGUCAGACGGCCAGCGUCAGGAGUACAAGAGGGAGUUUGAUGCCGACCUGAGGGAGUACAAACAUCUGUGUGCUGAGAUGGAUGACAUCAGUGACCAGAUGAACAAACUCAGCAGGCAGCUGGACACACUGGACGAGACCUCCGCCCAGUACCAGGUUGUGGCAGAGGAAUAUAAUCGACUGAAAGACCUUAAGAGGACACCAGACUACCAGGCUAAGAAGCUGGAGUGUCGCAAGUUGAGACACAAACUGUUCCAUAUCAAACGUGUGGUCAAGGCCUACGACAAGAGCCUUUCUUAAAGCCAAGCACUCCCUCCAACCCUAUCCACCCCCUCUGUCGUCAUGACAACACCACACUCCUGGACUAAGAAUAUGCAGAACACUAAGAAUAUGCAGAACACUAAGAAUAUGCAAAGCACUAAGAUUAUGUAGAAUGUUGAAAACCAAAGCUCCCUUCUUGGCAUUUACACACACACACACACACACACACACACACACACAUCAAUGACAUGGUUAUGUGAUUCCUUCUGCCUCGAUUAAUUUCAGACCAGUUCUCUUCUCUAUGUGGAUUGCUUCACAGACACUAUCGUACACUGUGGGGUUGAAAGACUAUAUUCAUUAUACUUCACACGUAACACACAGCCCACUAGCACUGCCAUAUUCCUAACUGUGCCUAGUAAGUAACAUUGUUGUACAUGCUUGCCUUGAAACACGGCAGUCUAUUUGACUGAAUGGGUGUGGUUAUAAAAGGUUACUUCAAUGUCGUUUCACCUGAGGUCAUCUGUGAUAGAGGCAUUGGGCCUUUGCUGGUUCCUGUUUGCAUUGUUUUAUCUCCACAGAUAAGGCAGUAUCGUAGAAAAGGGCAAGUCACAUUGCUGAGUAUGCACCAAACCUACUAGAACAAACCCGUGCUGUGUGCUUCAAGCACUCCACAAAAGAAAGCUAAAAUACCUGCUGUUUUCUCUUAAAAAGGACUGAAUUCCACCUUAUAUUAUGACAGUUGGAGGACCUGCAGUAUGUGACUACUCUCGGAGCUGCGUUCAGUAAAUUCAUUCUGGUUAUCUACCCGGAUUUCAGAGCACUCUAGUCUUUGCGCCAGAGCACACAUAACUGACAUCAGAUGAACAUGACUGGUGUCAGUAAACGUCGGUAAAAAAAGAAAGGGAAAAAAAAGCGUAAUUAAAUUGUUGCCAGCAGCACAGUUACAGUCACCAACGCACUAGGGUAACAUGAAAACAGCCUAACCAGCUCUGUCAGGGCGAGUCAAGUGGUCAGAGGGAGGUGUUCUCUCGUUUGUGUCUGGAAGUAGCUAGCAAGCUAGGCAACGUUAGUUUGGGAGCUUGACUGCCAUGGGGAGGUCAGAACGCACGGAACAACCAUAGUCCUCGGGCCACAGCGUCCAGUGCGCUUCUCUGAACGCUCCGACGAGAGCGAAACGCUCUGAAUGUACGAACUGAUAACACCGCACUCUGAACGUACUCGGCCAUUACAGAUUGAAUUUACAAACUGACACUCUGACAACACCGCACUCUGAACGUACUCGGCCAUUACAGAUUGAAUUUACAAACUGACACUCUGACAACACCGCACUCUGAACGUACUCGGCCAUUACAGAUUGAAUUUACAAACUGACACUCUGACAACACCGCACUCUGAACGUACUCGGCCAUUACAGAUUGAAUUUACGAACUGACACUCUGACAACACCGCACUCUGAACGUACUCGGCCAUUACAGAUUGAAUUUACGAACUGACACUCUGACAACACCGCACUCUGAACGUACUCGGCCAUUACAGAUUGAAUUUACAAACUGGCACUCUGACAACACCGCACUCUGAACGUACUCGGCCAUUACAGAUUGAAUUUACAAACUGGCACUCUGACAACACCGCACUCUGAACGUACUCGGCCAUUACAGAUUGAAUUUACAAACUGGCACUCUGACAACACCGCACUCUGAACGUACUCGGCCAUUACAGAUUGAAUUUACAAACUGGCACUCUGACAACACCGCACUCUGAACGUACUCGGCCAUUACAGAUUGAAUUUACAAACUGGCACUCUGACAACACCGCACUCUGAACGUACUCGGCCAUUACAGAUUGAAUUUACAAACUGACACUCUGACAACACCGCACUCUGAACGUACUCGGCCAUUACAGAUUGAAUUUACAAACUGACACUCUGACAACACCGCACUCUGAACGUACUCGGCCAUUACAGAUUGAAUUUACAAACUGACACUCUGACAACACCGCACUCUGAACGUACUCGGCCAUUACAGAUUGAAUUUACAAACUGACACUCUGACAACACCGCACUCUGAACGUACUCGGCCAUUACAGAUUGAAUUUACGAACUGACACUCUGACAACACCGCACUCUGAACGUACUCGGCCAUUACAGAUUGAAUUUACGAACUGACACUCUGACAACACCGCACUCUGAACGUACUCGGCCAUUACGGAUUGAAUUUACAAACUGGCACUCUGACAACACCGCACUCUGACCGUACUCGGCCAUUACAGAUUGAAUUUA